AUGGCCCACCAAAAGCCCAAGAAAAGAGUCAAGACUGAGAACAAUGAUUGCAUUAAUUUGAAGGUGGUGGGGCAACAUGAUUCUGUGGUGCAGUUUAACAUUAAUAGGCAUACACCACUUAGUAAACUAGUGAAAGUCUACUGUGAACAACAGUUGAAAAUGGAGGCUGAAAAUACACUUAAUGUGUUCCAGCAGCAGACAGGACAUGUCUACUAA
Messenger RNA from Phyllostomus discolor (pale spear-nosed bat), 216 nucleotides. RefSeq names its product small ubiquitin-related modifier 2-like. The transcript is spliced from 2 exons. Gene Ontology annotation, molecular function: protein tag activity; ubiquitin-like protein ligase binding. The record is from RefSeq and is a predicted model, not a curated record. Gene Ontology annotation, biological process: protein sumoylation. Lineage: Eukaryota; Metazoa; Chordata; Mammalia; Chiroptera; Phyllostomidae. Gene Ontology annotation, cellular component: nucleus. The coding region runs from base 1 to 216 and encodes 71 amino acids.